CACAAGUGCCUCUGCAGCUCUCGACUGAAGUGUUGUGAGGGUUCUAUUUUUAGAGGGACCCCAAAUAAUGCAGCAGAGGUGGGCCCCUCCUCCACCCCCGCCUCGGGACCCUUCCGGCAUCCACAGUAUCGUGGAGUCGCAUCGACAUCAUCAUCCUCCCGAUGAUGAGGAGGCCAUGAGCAGCGACAGUUCCGACCCCAAGAGGCGAUCCAGCUACGAGAAUAUCCAGGCUCAUGAGCGGUUCCUGCCCAACAAGCCUCCGCCGCCGGUCAUCACCCGUCGAAGUAGAGAUUCCUCUUUACACCGUUCGACGCCCAGUCCCUCUCUCCGUCCACCCUGUAGACUCUCUUCACCCCGUGACCCCUGCUGGUCUGACACUUUGUCCGACGAUGCCUGCUCGGAACCGGUCAGGAGGAGGCCGGGGAGCCGCGCGUCCUCCCGGAUCCACCACAGAGGACCCACUCUGGAUUGUCCAGCGUCGACUUGGGGACACCCUAGCUCCCCUUGUUGCGUUCCCUAUCACUGGUGCGGAGCUGCUCACUUCAUGCAUUCGGGUAAUGAAGUAGGUUUUGAGUGUGAUGAUUUGGAGCAGAGGAUUUCCCAACUUGAAAUCGAGAAGCAACAGCUCACACUUCAGGUGAAUGUGUUGUCGGAUCAGGUCGAGGCUCAAAACGAGAAAGUCGAGGAACUGGAGUACUCACUCUCAAAGAGUAAAGAACAACUGGACCACUCUGAGACACUAUUAAGAAAAGAGAUGUCGACGAGAUCAACCAUUGAAAAUAGUAAACUUGAUUUGAUGGCUCAAAUAUCUGCACUAAGAAUACGGUUGGCGAGUGUAGAGAAUGAGAAAAGAGAAACAGAAGAGAGGAAUUGUAAAUUAGAAAAUGAGCUUAUUUUGACGUGUGCUUGUUUGGCUGAAAAGGAAACUGAACUGUCAACUUUUAAGGCAAGACUUGCACGCAGUGGAGCCACGACACCCCUUCCGGAUAAUAAUAAUAGUGAGUUUGAGAAAUUGAGAGGAGCCCUCUCAUCUGUGAUGGCCUUAAAUGAUGAAAAAGAAAGAGAGAUACAGGAAAUGAAAACUUCUUUCAAUCGAUACAGGAAACUUCAAGAAUUAGUUUUAUCCAAUUCUUCCCACGAAAAGAAUGAUUCCUCCCACAGAUCUGUUGAAGAUAGCUUCCUCUCUACCAUUUUGUCUAGUUCCUUCUACGAUUUCAGUUUGAGUGAAAAACCCCCUCCUGUUCCAAGGCAGAAUGAGAAUCAUCGUUUGUCUCCUCUCUUCACCCCCAUUCGGGGAGGAUCACCCUUUGGGGGAGGAGAGGUGGCAUGUCGGUACAGCGGCAGUUCAGAGAAUGUCAAUCCAUCCGCACCACAAAAAACUCCACCUUUAAAAAGAUUUUAUUCGACACUUCCUCGACCCCAUCAGUCGGAUAUUCUGAAGCAGUUUGUCAAACCUGUACCCGAAAUUUCGACACCCCGUAUAACAGUUGGUACUUCCCAUUCUGUUCACAAUUUGCACCAUUCGAACUUUGAUGCACCUCGCACCUUUCGUCCUAAACCGUCUGGUGUAUCCUUUGGUAAAGGACUUCUCAGAAUGCGACUAGGAAAACGCUGUUCCAGUGCACCUGAAUUAGCUCCUGAAAUAUCAGAGACAUCUCCUGUGUCACCCCCUCAAAAUAGAAGUUGCAGAAGAACAUCUUCACCUAUUCAUCCACCUAAAGAGAAGCACAAAGGAUUGCGGAAGAUAUUUGGAAAGGUGCGACGCAGUGGAUCCGAGAACUUGAACUCCUCGGCAGCUGAAUUGAAAAGGGGUGGAAUUCGUGCAACUGCUGGACCGAGACUCGGCUGGUCGGAAAAGCCGAUGUUUGGAAACAACAGUUUUAAAAAAACAAGUUUUGUGGAAUGGGACAACAACAUGAUAUGUGAUUGGCUGAUUAGCAUUGGACUGAGUAUGUAUAUCCAAGAUUGUAAAAAAUGGGGUAAAAAUGGAGAACAAUUAUUAAAAGCCACCACCACAGAAUUUGAAAAAGAACUGAAUAUAAAGAAUCCUCUUCACCGUAAAAAACUUUUGCUGGCCCUGAAGGGAUCGAAAGAGAUGGCGGGAGAGGAAGUGGAACCUGCGGAAAAGAUAGAUUAUCAGUGGGUGGUGAGAUGGUUGGACGACAUCGGACUCCCUCAAUAUAAAGAUGCAUUCUUUGAAGCUCGAAUGGAUGGACGGAUGCUGCAUCAUCUCACACUGGAUGAUCUGUCUCAUUUGAAAGUCACAAAUCUUCUUCAUCACAUCAGCAUCAAAACAGGAAUUCAAGUGUUGAGAGAAAAUAAUUUCGAUCCUCUCUGCCUCAGGAGGAGAUCACUUCCUGACGAUUGUCCUCCCAAUGAUGUGAGCCGCUGGACCAAUCACAGAGUGAUGGAGUGGUUGAGGAAUGUUGAUCUAUCAGAAUACGCACCUAAUUUACGCGGAAGUGGUGUACAUGGAGGUCUUAUGAUGUACGAACAUCGCUUCAAUGCCGAUUUGAUGGCAACCCUUUUGAACAUUCCACCCAGUAAAACUCUGCUGCGACGACACCUCACUACUCAGUUCAAAUUGGUGGUGGGCCCUGACACGAUACAGAAAAAGAGAGAAUCGGAGACCCGACCCGAUUUUGUGCCGCUCUCUCCGAGUGCCAAAUUCAAGAAUGUGAAGAGGGGUGGUCCAUUCUCUCUGGGGAGGAAAAGGAAUAAAGUGGAGUAUGUGUGUCCUCUGAACUUUGAUUUGGGAUCAUCACUCUUGAUGCUCAAUGACAACAGAACAGAGGAAGAAAAGUUCCUCAUGAAAGAGAUGGUCUUAAAGAAUGAAACUGUUUUGGAAAAUAUGCCAGCUUCUAAUGUGUGAUGACAUCCUCCAUCAAAAGAUUCACUUCAUAUUUUCAGUAUUUUCUUAAAGGCAUACCACAUACAUUUUUAUUACAUUUCACUGCAUUAUUUUUAUUCUGACAGUCAUAUUUUCCAUUUCUUAACAAAUUUUUGGUGUUUUAAAAUGCUUAUCUGUCCUAAAACAGUUUUAAAACUUUCUUACUGACAACUUAUAACUAAUAUAGAGUGUAAAAAUUUUGUAAAGAGAUUUUAAAAAAAUCCCAUCAUCAUUCAUCCUUUUUAACAGUUUGAUUUCACUCUUUGAUUGAUGUACAAGUCCUCCUGAAAUCUUGUUUGUUGUUAUUGUUAAAUCUUCAUCUUAAAGGCAUUGUUUUUCCCUUUUGCAAGGCUGCCAACUGCUAUGCAUUUUGCAAAACAUUUAUAAGAGUUGUAGACAAACUAAAUCUUUCAGAAUUUUAGAUUAUUUUGCCUACAUUUUAAAAUUCUCACCAAGAAUCAACUGGAAGGAAGUGGUUUUUUAUGUGAACUUUUGAAUCAAAUUGACUACAAAAAUCAUAUAUUAAAACAUAAAUUUUUCUACAAAAGAAAUUUUCUAGAAAGCAUAGAAAAGUGACCGCUCUGGUUCUUGUCGUAUAACAGUCCAAAUAUAAUUUCUUUUAAAUGUGUGUUUACCUUUUUAACCCUCCAAAACUGAGAUUUUAGGAGGGACGAAAAUAAUUUAAAUUGUUCAAGUGUGUCUGUUUGAUUAAAAAGGAAUUUAUUGUUUGAAAUUUUAAAUAGUCUUUGAUAACAGAAGUAUUUUUAAAGUAUAUUUAAAAUAUUGUCUAUCUGAGGAUCUUUUGUGUACUCAUUUAUUGAAACAUUUUACAUCAUGAAAUGCAGAAAAACUGUCUGAUAUAAAUAUAAAAAUACAGCUUUCAAAAUACUUAUUUUUGCUUAAAUGUAAUAAUUAAUUUUUACUUGUUACUAAUGUUAAAUGUUUGUAAUCUGAUAAAGUGUUAUCCAUUGUUUUAACUUUUUUUAUCCUCUACAAAAAAAAGAAGAAAACUCAGAAUUAAAGAUGUUUGUAUUAAAACAUUUCUAUUACUUUUUUUAGAAGAAUUCACAGAAGGGCUUUUAUGAUGAGAAUAUAGAUGGGAAAACAAAUAUAUGCAUGUCUUGCAUAUAUUUUUUAUUUUUCAAUUAAGUAUGAAGAAUGAAGUUCUUAAAAUCUGUGAAAAUAGUUUCCAAAAAAAUUCUACUGACUUUUUUUUUACGUGGAGACUUUUAAGUUAGAAAUGGAAUAACUUUUGUGAAACAGAAAUAAGAAAUAUAUUUUGGGUGGAAAAGAAAUUUUUAUAACUUUAUGUGUUGAAGUUAGGUUGAUGAAAUAAAGAUGACUCUUAUUAAUAGAUCUAGAUAGAUUGUAGCUGUAGAUACAAACUACUUAAAACACCAUUUAAAAAAAAAACUUCAUGCUAGUAGAAAACUCAGAGAUUCCCCCUCCCCCUUACUUUGGAAUGGGGGUUUUCAAGUGAAAUGAUUAAUCAUAUAAGUAUAUUUUUAUGCGUCGAAAGGAUAAGCAAAGAAUGUUUUUUUUUACACAAUACUGCAAGACAAAUGAAAGAGGGGUCAGUAGCUCUGUUGCAAGGAGGGGGGAGGGACAAUUCAAAAUGCAUGGUAUGAAUGAAAUUCAUUGCAAAAUAACAGUAUCUAUAACGUUGUAUGUGAGAUUUUUAUUUUGGACACAGUUAAAAAUGCAUGUCUAAGAGAGAACGACACAGAUAUUUAAAAAAUAAAUGUACACGGAUUCCGACAAACUUCUUUUGUGAAAAAUUGAUUUUUCCUCUUCUUUCUUUCAAAGAAUAUAUUAAUUUAUCCUAAUAAAUUGGAAAUGCGAUGUUUUUCAUUUGUCUAAAUAAUGUAGCAUAUUUUUUAAAUAAAUUUUUUUUAAAAAGAUGAUAGUAGUCAGUUUUUUUUUAAAGAGGUUGUUAAGGAUUCUAUAAAUUUACAAUAACUGUUAAUAAAUUCGCGUUGUACGAAUCAAAAUUUUUUAAAGAACCACUUUAUGGUGUAGUGUUUUGAAAAUGAAUAAUGGAUUGUUACAUACGUAAUAUACUCAGGAAUUUUUUCCCUGCUAUUAUGGAUGCUUUAGUGUUUAACAACAUAAGUAUGAAAAUCCUCAUUUAGUUGUUGAAAUUGGGCUGGACGUUAAAUAGGUGUUCCCAUUUUCUUAAACAUGACCAUUUCAAGCUGUGUUCAGAAUGAAAAAAAAAAAAACUCACCUACAAUGUGCAAGUAUAUAAGGAAAUUUUGUUUAUAACUAUGUAUUUAUUAUUGUGAUUACAAUUGACAAUUAAAGUGUCAUCUCACUACCAGAGAUCAGAUUUCUCAAUGGCAGAGAUCUCAGUUUUUUUUUAUUUAUUUAUAUUUUGCUAUAACUCGUCAUCAUAAUCCGUUGCUUUAAGCGACUGCCAAGAACAACUUUAGUGUAGGAGGCUGAUCUCCUGAUAAUACCAAACAGAUGAUUUUAUAAAUAAAAGAAUUUAUCAUAAUUUAAUGACUUUGUUAGUAGAAAAUAAUAAUGUGUGACCAGUGAGUCUACAACAUUUUGUACGAUCUGUAACAUUAUGUUGCAACCUAUACAAGCUGUUAAAAAUUUCUGAUUUUUAUUCUGCAGAAAUUGUUGCACUGUUAAGAUUCUAUUUUGAACCAAAAACUGUAUUCAAGAUAUUUUAAUAAACUGAAAGUUAUAUGUUUUAA
Messenger RNA from Parasteatoda tepidariorum (common house spider), 5595 nucleotides. RefSeq names its product liprin-beta-1. Gene Ontology annotation, molecular function: protein binding. Lineage: Eukaryota; Metazoa; Arthropoda; Arachnida; Araneae; Theridiidae. Gene Ontology annotation, biological process: neuromuscular junction development. The record is from RefSeq and is a predicted model, not a curated record. Gene Ontology annotation, cellular component: presynaptic active zone.